Bactrocera latifrons is the source of this 863-nucleotide messenger RNA. Its product is annotated as ejaculatory bulb-specific protein 1. NCBI's taxonomy places the organism in Eukaryota, Metazoa, Arthropoda, Insecta, Diptera, Tephritidae. The coding region runs from base 90 to 782 and encodes 230 amino acids. The record is from RefSeq and is a predicted model, not a curated record. The transcript has a single exon.
CUCGGCUGCAACACACAGAGCGCAUAUAAAAGGUUUUAUAGUAAUAUUUAAAUAAAAAGACAGAGCAAAGGAAACAACACAAUAGAGGGAUGCGUGGACACAUCGGAGGUGGAUUUAGAUCUGCGCCUGGACCGGCCAGGAUGAAUAUGGCAAUGCGUCCACCCGCCAUGGGCAUGGGUGGUCCCGGAGCAGUGAGAACUGCUAUGGGUGGUCCCGGACCAGCGAGGAUUGGUACAGGAGGCCCAGGUCCAGCCAGGAUUGGUAUGGGUGGACCCGGUCCGGGUGGUCCGGGACCCGGACCAGCACGUCCACCGCCCGCAGCUGGACCUACACAAGUGAAUGUGAACGUGAAUGCACCACGACGCCCUGUGGUAAAUGAGGUGGUUGUGGUAGGUGGUGCGGCACCGUUACUUCCAGCUGCCGGCAUGAUGUUGGGCGCAUCAAUGGUUGCUGGCGCAGCGAUGGGUGCAGUGGCCGCGUCAGCUAUGAGUGGACCCGUUAUUGUAAAUGCACCACCGCCACCACCAUCGACGGUCAUAGUUAACACGCCGGGUGUGCAACAGCCACAGGCUUCCUCGACUGUGGUAGUGAAUUCAGCGUCAACAGCGGUACCCACUUCUAAUGUGAUGGUUAAUUCAGGCAUGGGUGCGGCAACACCCUCAACGACAGUGGUGACGGAGGGUGGUGGUCAAAGAAUUCAGCAACAACAGCCAACGACCGUCGUAACAGAGACCGUGGUAAUACCACCGAGGCGUAAUAAUUGCUGUUGUGUGGUCUUAUGAUGUUGAAUAUGAAGGAAAAGUAGUACUAAGUUAUUUGGUGUGAGGAGAACUGUCUUAGUUAUAAUAUAUUAUAUAUGUAUG